This is a messenger RNA of Argiope bruennichi, 1477 nucleotides long. RefSeq names its product deoxyribonuclease-1-like. Gene Ontology annotation, molecular function: DNA nuclease activity. Gene Ontology annotation, cellular component: nucleus. Bases 132 to 1460 code for a protein of 442 amino acids. NCBI's taxonomy places the organism in Eukaryota, Metazoa, Arthropoda, Arachnida, Araneae, Araneidae. Gene Ontology annotation, biological process: DNA catabolic process. The record is from RefSeq and is a predicted model, not a curated record. The transcript is spliced from 10 exons.
UAAUCACUUAACAACAAGAAAGAAUAAAAACUUAUGUGAAAAAAAAUCGCACAUGAUCUUUUAAUUAUCAUUUGAGCAGAGGAGGAGGUUGAAUGGAAUGACUCCAGAGUUCUCAAUGCUUAUUUAUAACAAUGAAACGACUGGAAUACAUCUUGUCAGCCUGCACCUUUCUUCUUGCAAUCCAAAGUUCCUUCCCCAGACAUGUACCACUACAAACAGAGAAUGAAAUAGGAUACUUGAAAACACCUGGGAGGGCUAGAUCUAAUUCUUACUGGAAAACAAAGGAUAACGCAGUAGAACCUCCUCUGCUCAUUGGAUCUUUCAAUAUUCAAACACUGAGCAAAAGGAAACUGAGAAAUGGAAUGUUGAUGCCCACCAUUGAAAAGAUUGUUCACCGUUACGAUUUGAUUCUUAUUUUGGAACUCAUGACAAACGAUCCUAAAUUGAUGGAAAAAUUUGUGCAAGAUGUCAAUGAUUAUGCUCCGGAAGGCGUCAAGUACAACAUGACAGUUAGCAUUGAUCCGCAUGUUAACGAAUAUAUUGCCAUUUUCUACAGGACUGACAAAUUAAGGAUGCUAAAAUCCGAAUCUUAUUACGAUCCUGAGAAAUUUUACCGCAAACCUUUCUUUUUGCUGUUUGACUCACCAACGCUGAGAGACAUGAAGCGGUUCGGACUCAUUGGAUAUCACGUGAAGCCAUCUCAAGCUGUUAGAGAAAUUGAUGCACUGGCCGAUGUAUACGAUUUUAUGAAAGAUAAAUAUGAUAUCGAGGACAUCUUGAUAAUGGGCGACUUUAACGCAGACUGCGAUUAUGUGAAGGAACAGAACUGGGACAGCAUCUCGCUCUGGACUAGACACGAAUUCACCUGGGCCAUCCCUCGAACUGAAGACACCACCACCAAUUACAGAAGUUGUGCCCUCGACAGGAUUGUAUACGCUGGUGAAAACAUGAAUUCUGGUGUCAUUCUAUCAUCUGCAGGAGCAUUUGACUAUCGAUACGAGUUCGAUGUAACGAUGGAAGAGGCACGUUCGAUUUCCGAUCAUUGGCCAGUUGAAGUUAAAAUCAGAGGAAAAAUGUCAAAACUGGCUGAAAAGCAUUUGACUUCUGAUGUUUGCUUUACCAUCCAUGAUUCAAGAAAGCCUAACAUAACCAAGGACAGGAUUCUAAAAGCUUGCCAAGUUGCCCAGUUCAAGCCAAUGUCUACACCAUCGGGUUUCUCUCUACGGAACGAAACUAGGGAAUUCGUCCACAUGUUGGCCGCAAUCUCAAGGCUGAGAAAUGCUUUACCUGAAGCCAUUACCAAUGAGCAAUCUGAAGCAAUUCUCUUUAAAGCCAAUAAUGGUGGAUUGAAUGACGAGAGUUCUUACGCCGACAGCCAACACGUGGUUUUCAAAGUAGUUGUCUCAAUACUGAACAGCAGUUCUGAAAUACUCGUUUGUAGAACUACAACAGUCAAUUAAAAUCCCUCUCUUACCAA